This is a messenger RNA of Papaver somniferum (opium poppy), 1486 nucleotides long. RefSeq lists its product as uncharacterized. Bases 815 to 1348 code for a protein of 177 amino acids. The record is from RefSeq and is a predicted model, not a curated record. NCBI's taxonomy places the organism in Eukaryota, Viridiplantae, Streptophyta, Magnoliopsida, Ranunculales, Papaveraceae. The transcript has 3 exons.
UCCUUUUUUCGACAAAAACAAUGUGUGAGAGAGAGGAACCAGAGAAGAAAAAAUCGCGAUCGAUCUCCCUCCCUUGUUCAUCAGCAACUUAUCUCGAUCGAUCUCAUCAACUUCUUUCGUAUUGAAACCUUCAUAAACUUCUUUAUGUUGAAACAUUCAUCUUCUUCAAAUCUGAAAGAGAGGAAGAAGAGAAGAAAAACCCUAGAUCGAUCUCCCUUCCUUGUUCAUCAUCUUCUUUCGUAUUGAAACCUUCUUACAUAUUUUUCAUCAUCAACUUCUUUCUGUUGAAACCUUCAUCUUCUUCAAAUCUGGGAGAGAGGAAGAAGAGAAGAAAAACCCUAGAUCUGAUUGCUCUCCUUUCUAAGUUCGUCAAUCUUCUACCCAACCCUGUUAUUUUUUCAUCAGCAACUUAUCUCGCUCGGUCUCCCUCUUCUUUCACAGUUUUGUUCAAACCCAAAUUAAGGUGGUGACUUCAUCUUCCCCAAAUUUGAAGAACUUCGUAUCAAAAUAAAAAUCAGAAUGUCGAACGAGACUGCCAAAUGGACUAUUAAUAUGGGAAAAUGCCUAUGUGAACUUUUGAUCGUUCAAAUACUUGGUGGCAAGAAGCCAAAAUCAUUUCUGAAAGAAGCUUGGAUUGAUGUAAAAGAUGAAUUCAACAGAAAAAAUGAUCAGAAUUUAACUAUGGAUCAGAUUAAAAAUAGGUAUAAUGUGUUGAGGGUCAGACACAAUGACAUGAAGAAGCUAAUAUCCCUUGGUGGCUUUGAAUAGGAUCUGGAAAAUAAGAAGAUUAUAGUUGACGACGAAGGAGUAUGGGAUGCAUAUAUCGGGGCAAACCCAUAUAAAAAAAAGGUACAAGACAAAUGGCUGCCCUAUUUAUGAAGAGUUGUGUACCAUCUUUGGCGAUUCAACUGCAAGCGAUUCUAAUGCAUAUGCUUCGGCUCAGAGCGUAGAUAUUGAUACUGCAGUUAAGUCCUCGAGGAAGGGGUCAUCCGUUGUUGGGGUGGAAGAAGCAAGUGAAAGAUCAACUGCGAAGGCUAAUGAAAGAGAAAAGAGAAAAGCUCAAACAACAGUUGAUUAUGGUCAAACUAAGAGAGCUACAAGUACUACUGGACUAAGUGAAGCUUUGUUUUUUAUUGCUGAUGCGACAAGAGCUAAACAUGUUAUUGAUUUGGAUAAUGACCCUUAUUCGAUUCCGAAUUGUACUAAGUAUUUGCAAUCUCUUGAUAGCGUGAGUGUUCGAAGUUUAAUGGGGGCGUUAGAGAAGUUUCAAGAUGCUGGAUGGAGACAAGUUUUUAUGUCACUAGAUCCUACAAAUCAAAAGGAAUGGCUGAAGACUCUCGGGUCUUAGAGUUUGUGAGAGGUCUUAGAGUACUAGGCUAAUGUUUAUGUCAUCUGAACCUUCGUUGAAAUGGUCGUUUCAUUUUAUGAUUAGAAUCGAAUGUUUAUGGAUUCACUUAUUAAUAAUUAAUAGAUUUGGUUUUCUUAA